Molecule: messenger RNA, 330 nt
Organism: Heterobasidion irregulare TC 32-1
Lineage: Eukaryota; Fungi; Basidiomycota; Agaricomycetes; Russulales; Bondarzewiaceae
Exons: 4
Coding region: 1-330 (109 amino acids)
Source: RefSeq, a predicted model, not a curated record
AUGUGCGGGGCAGCGGCUCCUCUUGAAGAUCCCAUCCAUCCGUCGUCAUGGCUUCCCUUGGUGUUGGUUAUCCAUUUGUACACACGAUCUCUUGUGAAGGUGGGCGACGACGGAUUCUACUCAUCCGCAGACCCUCUGAGUAAUCAACGAGCCCUCUACCUUUCCCCGCGCCUGCGGAUCCUCUACAACAUCCCAUUUGCGAUCCCCUUUGACGUUCGCGUUGCCAUUCUCCGUGAAUUCGUCGACAACGACAAGAGGAACCUGGUCGAGGCCGGGAUCGACAGUGGCGACGUGUUCAAGGAGCCUUCCCAAUUGCCGAACGGACUCUGA